Toxoplasma gondii ME49 is the source of this 621-nucleotide messenger RNA. RefSeq lists its product as hypothetical. Gene Ontology annotation, cellular component: ciliary basal body; ciliary base; centriole. Gene Ontology annotation, molecular function: kinesin binding. Gene Ontology annotation, biological process: non-motile cilium assembly; intraciliary transport. Bases 1 to 621 code for a protein of 206 amino acids. The transcript is spliced from 5 exons. The record is from RefSeq and is a predicted model, not a curated record. NCBI's taxonomy places the organism in Eukaryota, Apicomplexa, Conoidasida, Eucoccidiorida, Sarcocystidae.
AUGAUCGGAGGUUCCCAGGAGGGUCGGCCCCUCUUUUCUCAACACGAAACGGCCUGUUGCCGGGCAGAGGCCCAAGAAACCCAGCGAGCAGAGCCUCCUGCUGAAGCCUCACCAGAUCAGUAUGACUUCAGUCACGUGGGCUCAAGAAGAUUCAUGUCCCUGCUCACACGAAGGGCGCCAGCGAUAUCUGCCUCUUCCUGUGAAGGGAGUAAGCGCGCAGCCGCAGAUCCCUCAGCAUCUCAACCAAGCAUAUGGCGAUUGGCAACUGGAUAUAGUGGUCGCAUUGUUACAACUCUGCCAUCUGCGCACGCUCGCUACGCCAUUUGUCAAGCCGAAGAAGAGGUCCGCUCGUUGCUCGAGGCCAGUGUAACCGCGGCAAACGAAGGGAAAUCUCACGAAGCCCUUGGUGCCGGAAUCCAAGCCGUUAAGAAAGAAAGACACCUUCGAAAACUACUGAGGCAAGCGCAUCUUUUACAGCGCCAUGAUCCCGAGCUGACGUUCGCUGUUGUCCUCAACCUGGCGAACCGGCAUCAAGCUUGUCAAAACUUUCCCGAAGCUAUCUCAGCAUACGGCUCGCUGAUGCGUCAGUACAGGAACACGGCUGAGACAAGCGCCUUGUAG